AGCAUGACAGCAUGCAUCGGUGUGUUUCGGGUCUGUCUGGGCAGAACCUACUCUCUCUCUCUCUCUCUGUUUUGUAGGACUUAUCCUCCAGGCCUGUCGUCUCUUCCCGGCUGGGGAGUCUUCUAGAAGGGGGCCCCUCUUGACCACCAUGAAAGGGUUAGGAGCCAAACGCAACCGCCAUCUGUCUGACUCCUGCGACCCCACCCAGGGCCCCCCGGAGCCCCUGUACUCACACCAGGCGUCCACCCUGCCUCGGAGCCCCUACCUCCUCAGCCCCACCAGCAUGGACCACUACGGCACCAUGGAUCCCCGCCACUACAACCCCAAUAUGGAAGCCCACCACAACCAGGGAUCCCUGCCCCCGGACUACUCCCUCCCCCUCAACAACCAGCUGUCCAACAGCAGCACCUUCCCCCAUGUCCACUACAACUCCCAUUAUGACCCCAGCGACUUCUCCCCGCCACAGGAGGACAGCAUCGGCGGCAUAAGUACAGGAACUCUGGGCACCUCCAUGUCGAUGGGGAUGCAUGGCAUGAGCGGCAUGGGGGGCCUGCAGAGCAGCCGGGGGGCCAUGAUCACCAGUGGUUCGGCUACUAUCUCCGGCGGGGCCAAGAUGAACCGGCAGUUGCAGCCCAACCUGCUGGACCAGUUGGAGAAGCAGCUGCCCGGGGGGCCUCGUGACGGCUUCAGCACGCUGCAGUUCCACCGGAGCACAUCGGCCGCCCUCUCCGUCGCCUCCAAGCAGCGCACCGACAGCCCCGGGCGCAUCCGUAACCUAGUGUGCUCCGUCCAGAAGCUCUUCGCCAAGUCACAGUCCAUAGACGGUCACAACCUCAAGGGCGUCAAUGGGCGUUCGGGGACGGGUAGCGGCAGCGGCGGGACCUCGUCCGGAACUGAGGACAGCGGGAAGCGGGACCGGCGUGCAAAGAGCAAAGACCGGGGCGGAGCCAAGUCAGACGGGGGCGGGACGGGCAAGCGGCGGCCGCGUUCCAACAUGUCGGGCUACUGGAGCUCAGACGACCUGGACAACGCCGACCUCAGCAACCCUAUAGCCAUGACGCUGGGACGCCCCACCACCCAUGCCACCCAGCACACCACCCARGGUAUUACCUACGAUGCUCAGCAGGGGGCACUACAGCAGCAGCAGGGACAACAACAGAGCCGCUACGUGAUUCACAGUGGCUACAACACCAUUAGUUCGUCUAAGAGCAGCAACGAAGUCAUGAAGUACCAGCAGAUGCUGGCAGGACCCGGAGGUGGGGGAGGAGGGAUCAGCAUGGGAGUGAACAGUAAUGACUUUAUGAAGGGAGGUUCGUGGUCGACCCUGACCCUGGGUCAGCCCAGACAGGUGCUGCAGAAGGGCCACUCGGCUACCCUAGACCGGUCCAUGCUCAAGUCCAAGUCGUGCCAGCAGGAGCUUGCCUGCCACUACCUGCAAGUGGGCCGACAGGGGGACUGGAGUAGCACGCUGGGCCGCAGCGGCGGAGGAGCCAAUCAGAUCCCAUGUCGGCGCAUGCGGAGCGGCAGCUACGUGAAGGCCAUGGGCGACCUAGAGGACAGCGACGACUCGGACGGCAGCCCCAAGCCCUCGCCCAAAAUGGCCGCCCGCCGUCAGAGUUACCUCAGGGCCACCCAGCAGUCUCUGAGCGACCAGCUACCGCCACGCAACUGUCUUCCUUCACUUCGAGAGCUGUCUACCAAUCGUAGCCUGGACAACUUGGACUGUCUGGGGGAUCCGGUGAGGGGCUCCCUGUUCCCCCGCUGGGACGAUGAGGACUUCAGCCAGGGAGGCGGCUGCAGCACCCUGGGGAGGAGCAGCUACAUGGGCCAGCUGCAGGACCUGGAGAUGAUUAGCCAACGCUACGACGAUAGCUGCUCUGAGUCGGCGUUCCGAGAAUCCCACACACUUUCACGCUCCCAUUCCCAGGCGUUGGAGCCUCCGGAUCUACCAAUGCCCACGUGCUUCCGAUCCCGUAGCCAUAGCUACCUGCGGGCCAUCCAGGCCGGAUGCUCACAGGAUGACGACACUGCUUCCGUGGACUCGGAUUCACCGCCGCCGACCGCCACUACCGUUCGCACCUAUAGCACCAGCACUGUCUCCACAUGCAUCACUACCUGUAAGAAGCCGGCGCCACCGCCCGUGCCGCCCCGCACCACUUCGAAGCCCUACAUCUCUGUGACGGUGCAGAGCAGCACUGAGUCAGCCCAGGACACCUACCUGGACCACCAGUCUGAGCGUGAUCGCCGCAGCAAGACCAUUACCAGUCAGUCCAGCCAAGCCCACAGCAACUCCUCCGACAGCCUCGACAGCACACGCGCCAACAGCUUGGCUCGGGGUAUUCCUUGGCCCAUCCCCGUCCCCGUCGCCACCCCCCGGGAACCCCUCACCACCACCGUCCACCACACUACCACCGGGACUGACGCCAACGACUCCCAGCGUGAACCCUUGAAGACGACGGGCACCAACAGGGGGAACCUGAUGGCAGAGGAGCCCCUCGCGGACAUCGUGCCCCGGAGGAAGCUUUCCUCCAUAGGCAUACAGGUUGACUGCAUUCAGGAGGAAGUCCAACGAGUGGAGACACCGACACCACCAUUGGCCAGAUUCCAGUCAAUCGGAAUACAGGCGGACGACGGCUGGCAGCUCAGUCGUUCCAGUAUCAUGGCCUCCAAGCAGGAGACAGACUCAGACACACAGGACCUCCCUGUCAUCUCCCACGCCAAGCCCGUCCCCGAGAAGAAGAGCAUGGUCAGCAACGCCUGCCAAUCCAUGGACUCUCCCCCGUGCGGCGGCCAGUUCAGCCAGGGCAACGGAUCAAAUCCCACCGCUGACACCAGUACGUCUCCACCUCCACUACGGCAGUUCCUCAACCGCUCCACCACACGGUCCUCCUCCGACUCCUUCGCCGAGAGCCUGGAUCCGGCCCUGGACCCCUCGUUCCUACCCCCUCCGGACCCCUGGCUGGAGAGUGGGAAUGAGAAUGCAGGCAGUGGGAACCCUAACGCGGUGCCCCCUCCAGGCCCUGCAUGCCGGCGGGACGGCCACUGGUUCCUCAAGUUGCUGCAGGCAGAGACGGGCCGCAUGGAGGGCUGGUGCCAGCAGAUGGAGCAGGAGACCAAAGACAACCAGCUCUCAGAGGAGGUGUUGGGGAAAGUUCGCAGUGCAGUGGGCAGUGCUCAGCUCCUCAUGACCAAGAAAUUUGAGCAGUUCAGAGGACUGUGUGAACAAAACUUGAAUGUGAAUGCCAACCUGCGGCCCACAGCCCAGGACCUGGCAGGCUUCUGGGACCUGCUACAGCUCUCCAUCGAGGACAUCAGCCUCAAGUUUGAUGAGCUCUACCACCUCAAGUCCAGCGACUGGCAGCCCCCUGCCGUGGCACACUCGCCACCCGAGCGGAAGGAGCACCAGAAAGAGCCCCCUCCUCCAGUGCCAAAGAAGCCCGUUAAGGGGAGGCCGGUGCUGGGACGUGAGAAGAGCGUCGACUCCGCCUCUUCCACCUCUUCAGCGGAGAAGCACCGGACGGAGGCCCGCAGGCGACUGCUGGCCGCUAAGAGGGCCGCCUCYGUUCGGCAGAACUCAGCCACGGAGAGUGCUGACAGUAUCGAGAUCUACGUCCCCGAGGCCCAAACACGUCUCUGAGAGAGAGCGAGAGAGGGGGAGAGGGAG
This is a messenger RNA of Salvelinus sp. IW2-2015, 3664 nucleotides long. RefSeq names its product disks large-associated protein 4-like. Lineage: Eukaryota; Metazoa; Chordata; Actinopteri; Salmoniformes; Salmonidae. The record is from RefSeq and is a predicted model, not a curated record. Gene Ontology annotation, molecular function: molecular adaptor activity. Gene Ontology annotation, biological process: signaling. Gene Ontology annotation, cellular component: postsynaptic specialization; glutamatergic synapse.